Molecule: messenger RNA, 1050 nt
Organism: Racocetra fulgida
Lineage: Eukaryota; Fungi; Glomeromycota; Glomeromycetes; Diversisporales; Gigasporaceae
Source: the annotation of a GenBank genome assembly
AUGGAGAUAGAAAUGAUUCCGAAUGAGAAAAAGUUAAUUGGCCAAAAAAUGAUCCGGGGUGAUUUGGCGGUUCGGGAUAAUCUACAAUUAGUAAAUAAAGCCAAUCAAAUUAUUAAGUCUUAUCAACAAAAGAUUAAGAAUGAAGAGUGGAAAAAAAGUAAGGAAAAGGAAUUAGGAAAAUUUCCUACCGGUAAAAAAAUAAAAGUUGAUGAUUCUUUCACUAGUGCUGACCAAAUUCGGGCUUAUGAUUUUGGGGACGCUUUUAAUACACGAGAGGCUAUUUGGGGAAUUUACGACCAGAUUGGGCAGGAAGUAACAGUUAUAAAUGCCACCAAAAAUGUUAAUGCUGAAAUUGCCCAGGAUAUUCGGGGCAUUAAGAAUUUAAUGUUAGAAGUAAAUGACGUGCAAAACCAGUUUCGAGAAGUUCAGAACAAAGUUAAUGAAAUUAAUGAUGCAAUGGAGAGAAUGAGAGAAGGCUUUAAUAAUAAUUUGAGAAUUCUACAGAGCAAUAUUGAGCGGGUCGGGGCUCAAGGGGCCAGCAGCGGCGAAAUAGCAGUAAUCAAAAGUCGCCUAGCCACUUUGGAAGACAAAAUCAGUUCUGGUAAUUAUGGCAGUGGUAGUUCCGCCGGCAGUAGUUCUAAUGCUGGAGAAAUAAAAGCAAGGUUAAACUCUCUUUUGGAAGAAUUAAGGGGCAAUCUAUCUAGUUUAAGGAACAUUACACAAAUAAAAACCGCUAUGAAUCAAAAAAUAGAUUUACUAAAAGAAAAAGAAAAUUUAUUAAAAGAGCAAAGACAUUUAGAAAAUGAGAACACCAGAUUAGAAACAAUAAUCAAUUCCCAGGCAAAAAAAGAUAAAAAUGAAUCCAGAAUGAAAGCAAUUGAAGAAAAAUUGGCUUUAAUUACGGCCACUACUAAUAAGGGAGAUCUGGUUAUUGACCCUUGUGUUGGCUCCUUUAUCGUGCUAGAAGUUUGUCAAGAAUUAAAAAGAGAUUAUUUAGGAGUAGAUUUAACUUUUCAGGAAAUGGGGGAAUAUUUGGAGACUAAAAAUUAA